AGUCAGCAGGAAUUGAGUGGCAGGCGGGGCCCGGGUCUUCCUGUGCUGCUAUGCUGCGGGGGGCUCAGUAGUGUGAGAGGACAGGAGGACGGGAGGCUGCACACUGCUGGCCUGCUGCUCAUUCAUUGUGUGCCAGCUUCCUGCUGCCCCCUCCAGGACAUCACUUACCGUCUCCAGCAGGCUGUGUGCCAUCUGUACAAGGCCCGCUCCUGAAUGCUAAUCUACAGCGGCAGUCUGGCUAUUUCAGUCAUUACGCUAAUAAGCCCUGCUUACCAGCAACCAUGGCAGACGAAGACCUCAUCUUCAGAAUGGAGGGUCUGGAUAACUCUCACAUCUUGAAAGAUCACUGCUCAGAUUACAACAAGGCUGACAGUGAUGAGGAAGAUAACUACUUCAUCUGCCCCAUCACUGAUGAUGUGUCAUCACACCACGUGGCGAAGACGAAAAAGACCCGCUUCUUUGAAAACCUGAAAAAGGAUACGGAAUAUGGGAGCAGCUCUUCUCCCAGGAACUCCUUCAGCUUCAAGGAGGCCUGGAAACAUGCCAUCCAAAAAGCCAAGCAGAUGCCUGAUCCUUGGGCCGAGUUUCACCUGGAAGACCUAGAUACAGAACAUGCAAUCCGACACAGGUACAAUGCUGUCUCCGGCCAGUGGGUACAGGAUGUCGUGUUAAUUAAAAUGGCCUCUCAGCCAUUUGGACGUGGUGCCAUGAGAGAAUGCUAUAGAACGAAGAAGCUGUCCAAUUUCUCACACAGUCAGCAGUGGAAAAGCGCCUACAACUAUGUGGCCAAACGGUAUUUAGAGACCGUUGACAGGGAUGUCUAUUUCGAAGACGUCCGCCUACAAAUGGAGGCCAAGUUGUGGGGUGAAGAAUACAACCGACACAAACCACCAAAGCAGGUGGACAUCAUGCAGAUGUGCAUCAUCGAAAUGAAAGACAGACCCGGCAAACCUCUCUUCCACUUAGAACAUUACAUUGAAGGCAAAUACAUUAAGUAUAACUCCAACUCCGGAUUCGUCCGAGAUGACAACAUUCGCCUCACCCCGCAGGCUUUCAGCCACUUUACAUUUGAACGGUCGGGGCAUCAGCUGAUUGUUGUAGACAUUCAAGGAGUAGGAGACUUGUACACAGACCCUCAAAUCCAUACAGAAGUUGGAACUGAUUUUGGAGACGGCAACUUGGGAGUGCGUGGUAUGGCCUUGUUCUUCCAUUCCCAUGCCUGCAAUAAAAUCUGUAAAAGCAUGAGACUGACACCUUUUGACCAUUCCCCUCGAGAAAAAGUUGUGUUGGACAACUGCACCAAGAUGCUGCAAUCUGCGCAGACGGUUGUACGUGGCAUAGAAGAGAAGUGCGGCAGCUCUCGGGUGAGAACCAUGUCUGGAAGCCGCCCGCCUCUGCUUUUUCGGCUUUCUGAGAAUUCUGGAGAUGAGAACAUGAGCGACAUGACAUUCGACUCGCUGCCAAGCUCGCCCUCCCCAGCUACCCCUCAGGGUCACGGAUGGCCGAUUUUCAAUGAGGUUGAUAACUUGAAUAAUGAACACAAUAACAACCUAGAUAACCACAGAGACUCUGAAAACGGUGGCGACAGUGGUUGUCCCAGUGAGAAGAGAAGUGAAUCUGAUGAAAUGGAGCACAGGGCUCAUGGCAAUUAUAACCGGAGGCGGUUUGAGUCCGAGUCUGAUGACAGCUUUGGGAAGAGCAAAUGUCAUAUAAUUAAAGCCAAUGCGAACCUUAAAAACAGCCCGCGGAGUAAACUGGUGUCCGUGGAGAAGUGGAACCAGUUCCAUGCAUCCCGUGUGCAUAUUCACCGCUCUUCUUGUGUUGCAUCAGAAGUGCAAAGACUUAACGACCUGGAGCUAGAAAAGAAAAUUGGGAAAUCCAUCCUGGGGAAGGUUCACUUGGCCAUGGUACGCUAUCAUGAGGGAGGACGUUUUUGUGAAAAAGAUCAGGACUGGGACCAAGAAUCUGCCAUAUACCACCUGGAACAUGCUGCUCACUGUGGAGAACUGGAGGCCAUUAUUGGCCUUGGGCUUAUAUAUUCUCAGCUGCCCCAUCAUAUCCUGACUGAUGUAUCUGUGGAGGCCACAGAGAAAAACAGAAUUAAAGGAUUUAACUAUUUAUUGAUGGCUGCAGAAGCAGGCGACCGGCCCGCCAUGAUUCAUAUUGCUCGAGCUUACGACACUGGCAUAAACCUUGGAACAGACAGGUUACAAGACUGGCAGGAGGCUCUGUUUUGGUACAAUGCUGCACUAAACAUGACUGAUUAUGAUGAAGGAGGGGAAUAUGAUGGUACCCAAGAUGAACCCAAGUACCUGCUGCUAGCUAGGGAGGCUGAGAUGCUGCUUACUGGGGGAUUUAAACUGGAGAAGGACCCACAGCGAUCUGGUGAACUUUACACAGAAGCUGCAGAGGCUGCAAUUGAGGCCAUGAAAGGAAGACUUGCAAAUCAGUACUAUCAGAAGGCAGAGGAAGCCUGGGCCCUCAUGGAGGAAUGAAUCUCAACCGAAAAGCAUUGAACAUGGCAGCUGAAAAUACUCCUCGAAUAAGGAUUAUAUUUUAUAUUGGUUCUAAAAUUAUUUUAUUGUCGCUGAACUCUCCUAAUACAUGUUUACACUGAUAAAAAAAACUUUUAAAAAUGCUAAAAAAUAUUUUGUUAGAUGUAUGAUGGGUAAGAAUGUCCACAGAUCUAGCAGUAAAUCUGUAUGAUCCUGUGUUUACUUUAUGUAAAGUUGGGAGGGGGUUAACCAGGUUUUUUUUGCUGCAUUUACUUAAAUAAGCAGGCCUCAUAACUGCUAACCCUGGCCCUAUGCACACAUUAUCUGAUCCAUCUCUGGAAUCAGCAGCUGUAUUGCUCUCUAUUUGCUACAUUUGUCUGAAGAAGAUCACAUAUAACAAGGUAAUUUUGUCAUAUCCUAUAUUUUGAGAGGUCUUCAUCAGGAUCAUGGAGCUCUAUAAUGUGGGGUUUUCAUCAGGAUCCUGGAGCUCUAUAUUGUGAGUUCUUCAUCAGGAUCAUGGAACUCUAUACUGUGGGUCUUCAUCAGGAUUGUGGAACUCUGCAUUGUGUGGUCUUCAUCAGGAUCAUAGAGCUCUAUAUUGUUGGUCUAAAUUUAGAAUCAUGGAGCUCUGUAUCAUAAAGUCUUCAUCAGGAUCAAGGAACUCUAUAUUGUGAGGGGUCUUCAUCAGGAUCAGGGAGCUCUAUAUUGCGAGGUCUUCAUCUGGAUCAUGAACAUCUAGAUCAGGGAUGAUCAACCUGCAGACCUCCAGCUGUUGCAAAACUACAACUCCCAGCAUGCCCGGACAGCCUACAGCUAUCAGCCUAAGACAGGGCAUGGUGGGAGUUGUAGUUUUACAACAGUUGGAGGGCCACAGGUUGGGCAUCACUGAUCUAGAUUGUAAGGUCUUCAGCAGGAUCAUGGAGCUCUAUAUUGUGAGGUCUGCAUCAGGAUAAUAGGGCUUUAUAUUGUGAGGUCUUCAUCAGGAUCUUGGAGCUGAGAAGCAAAAACAUUGAGCAAAUGAAUAUUUUUUCAUUUUUUAGGUAACAUGACUGAAAAUGUACAUUUAGACCUCAUUCAUUUUACCUGAUCAAAUUGUAGGGUUAUAAGCACAACAAAUGGUUCAUCAGAUGAAACUGCAGACUCCUCUACUGCUCUCUAACUUGCUCCUAAAGGGGAUGGGUUGUCCUCUUUUGACAAUCCUUUUUGUUAGAAGGGUCCCUCAAAAAUAAGUUUAUUACUCCGUGUUGUUGGUAGCAGCCGCAAUCA
Messenger RNA from Bufo bufo (common toad), 3761 nucleotides. It is a transcript of the gene EEF2K, whose product is annotated as eukaryotic elongation factor 2 kinase. The coding region runs from base 282 to 2495 and encodes 737 amino acids. Gene Ontology annotation, biological process: protein phosphorylation. Gene Ontology annotation, molecular function: ATP binding; elongation factor-2 kinase activity; calcium ion binding. The record is from RefSeq and is a predicted model, not a curated record. NCBI's taxonomy places the organism in Eukaryota, Metazoa, Chordata, Amphibia, Anura, Bufonidae. The transcript is spliced from 19 exons.